Molecule: messenger RNA, 1709 nt
Organism: Rhopalosiphum maidis (corn leaf aphid)
Lineage: Eukaryota; Metazoa; Arthropoda; Insecta; Hemiptera; Aphididae
Product: UDP-glucuronosyltransferase-like
Exons: 4
Coding region: 105-1658 (517 amino acids)
Molecular function (GO): UDP-glycosyltransferase activity
Source: RefSeq, a predicted model, not a curated record
UUAUUUUUGAAUAAUAAUAAUUAUAAUAUAAGUGUUCAAUGUUCAUAUACAUUAUAUCUUAGUAAUACUAUUAUAAUAAGCUAAAUAAUAUUUAACUAAGUACAAUGGUUGUUUUAAUUGUAACUGUAAUUAGUGUAAUUAUAACUGUAACAGUGAUUUCUCCGGCGGACACUGCAAACAUCUUGGCUGUAUUCCCUCAUGAAGGUUUUAGUCAUCAUUUGGUUUACUUGCCAUACAUCCAAGAACUUGCAAACCGAAAACACAACAUCACUUUUAUCAGUAACUAUCCAAUAGAACAUCCGAAUAUAAAUAAUUUAUCAAUCAGAGGAUCAAUUCCUCUUCGCAAUAACAAAGAAAAUAUCAGCAGUUUCGAAAACAAAUCAAUGAAUGAAAUAAUGCAAUCUAUAAAUAUUAUUUGGAUGUUUAAUAAACGCGGAAAAGUACAUGAAGCUAUGUUUACGGUAGACAGUGUUAUGACAUUAUUGAACAAUCCUUCUAAAUUUGAUUUACUCAUUACAGAACAUUUUAAUAACGAAUUAUUUAUGGCUUUUGCAUUUAAGUUCAAUAUACCUUUUAUACUUCUAAGUAGUUGCAACUUAUUGCCCUGGAAUCAGCAUGCGGUCGGACAGCCAUAUUCGUUAGCCAAUAUACCUAUAACAUUGACCAGCCUAUCUAUAAAAAUGAACUUUUAUGAAAGAGUUAUAAACAUAAUUUCUCAAGCAAUACAAUUAUUUGGUUUUAAACUAUUGUGUAGGGCUAGAGACGAAGCAACCAUCAAACGAAAUCUUGACAUAGACGUUUCAUUAGACCAAAUGAUUUUGAACGCUAGUUUGAUUAUGGUUAAUACUCAUUUCACAAUGUUUACAUCUAAACCGUUAGUGCCAGCUGUUGUAGAAAUCGGUGGGAUACAUAUAAUGCCAAUCAAACCUUUACCUGCAGACAUUCAGAAAUAUAUUGACGAAGCUGAGAAUGGAGUUAUUUAUUUCUGCAUGGGCAGUUUAUUACGAGGUGAAACUUUUUCUGCCGAAAAAAGACAAAUGUUCUUGAAUGUUUUCAAUAAAAUUCCACAACGAAUUCUGUGGAAAUGGGAAGGAGAACUACCAGGAAAACCGUCCAACGUGAUGAUUCGCAAAUGGAUGCCUCAAAGAGAUAUUUUAGCCCAUCCUAAUGUUAAGCUAUUUAUAUCUCAUGGUGGCCUAUUGGGAACUACCGAAGCUGUAUAUGAAGGCGUUCCAAUUUUAUCAAUGCCUAUGUUUGGUGAUCAAAUAACAAACAUCAAAACUCUUAUAAAUAAAGGAAGUGUAGAGAUGAUGAAUUACAAUGAUUUGAAUGAAGAUGAAAUUUUUAUUAAAAUUACAUCGAUGCUCACAAAUCCUAAAUACAGACUAAAGGCUAAAGAAUUAUCAGAAGCUUUCCGUGACAGGCCUAUGUCUCCUUUGGAAACUGCAGUGUAUUGGACAGAGUAUGUUAUUCGACACAAAGGGGCACCGCAUCUUCGGUCUGCCGCUGUUGGUAUGCCAUGGUUCCAAUAUUACUUAAUCGAUGUAUUCAUCGUAAUUUUCUUAUCUGUAACAACAUUUUUUGUACUACUUUACUGUUUAGUUUUUAAAGUUCUAUUAAGAUUGUUAAAUAGAAAAUCUAAAGAGAAAAAAUCUUAAUAAUUGAGUGAAUUUGAUUUAUAUGCUUAAUAAAAAAAAUACUUAACUGGU